CGCCGUCACGGCAGUCCGCAGUGCUGCAGUACACGCUGCUGUACAGUGCGAGUCGCGUGUAUGUGCUCACUCUUGGGAUAGUGUUAGGUUGUGACAGUAUUCUGAUCCUUGAAUACUUCAAAUUCAGUUUUGGCAUUUUCUUUUGUCACAACCAUCUAUACCUUUAGGUUUAUUUAUCCAAGUUCGUGAUUGUUCUACAGUACUCCUAGACUGUAAGAGUUAUUUGGACGUAUCAGAAGUGAGCCGUGUCGUGCCGAUGUGUUGACACCAAAGUGACGAUGUAUCGGAUCAGACUGUACAUAGUGCCGGAGGGCGAGUGCGAGGGGGAAGGCGAUGACGUGCCUGGAGAGGAGAACACCCCCCGGGCCAACCCUCACAGAUCACACUCUGACAAGGAGUUUGACCUAGAGCAGAAGAUAGACCUAGAGAUCAAGAUGCGUGAAGGCACCACCAAGCUACUAGCAGCGUGUAGACAUCAGGCCACUACACUGGAGGCAGCUAAGAGUCUGUUGACCAGCAACGAGCGCAUGUCUGCAUACAUGGCAGAGCUGCAGCGUCGUCGUCGAGAGUUACCACCGAGGCUCAUCGGGAGCGGGUGCAAGGCACGAGUGUGUCUCUCGGACCUGCGUAUGCCUCUCAUCUGGAGAGACACAGACCAUUUCAAGAACAAGGGAGACUACCGGAGGUUUGCUGUGUUCUGUCUGGCUCGUAUCGGCACCGAGGUGUAUGACACGUCGCUGCUGUGUCCUGUGGAUCGAUCUCUCACAGAUCUCACCUUUCCUGACAUCCUUGUCUUCAACCCAAUACCUGCUGACUUCACAUUCCAACUGGAAGUGUACAGUCACAUCCUACAAGAUGACAUGAGCAUUGCGUCCACUCCUCGCAAAAUCAAGAAGACCAUUCACAGUUCCAUCAGCCGCACGGUGGGCAAGAAGCUGGCUGCAUCUCUGCGAGAUGAACUCAACAAUGGCAAAAUAGGUCCACAUUUUGAGCUGAUGGCUUCAGCUCGAUUGACGUUGGACGAUGUCCAUGAUAACAUCCAUACAUACGACCUUAAGCUGGAAAAUCCAGAAGUACGGAGUCAUGCGCUGCCCUUGUUUGGUCACUUCUGCUGUCGUUUAGCAGCACAGCCGGAGUGUACUGUGGGGGAGGUAGCGGCGGGGCCUCUAUGGGCCUGGGGGGGCCCUGAUCCAGCCUGGGCCCGUCUACACAACUUUACACUACAACUGUGGCAGGACAGAGAGGCUUACACCCAGGGCCUUCCCAGCUUACAGACUGUAGUCAUUGAUAGGAAUACUGUGAUAAAGCCUGUGAAGGCUUCUAAGUUGGAGAUGGAGGUGAUGAAUGAGAGCGGAGGACAGCAGGAGGGAGUGGUGCUGAGGACGGAGACUGCUGAGCAGAGGGACCAGUGGCUGAGGCAUCUGCAGCAGCACAUACACGAUCACAAGAGGUGGAAGGGUGCAGCAGAGAAGACCAUGGAGAUAUACAGUUCCGGGUCAGGUCGCCAACUGUUUACCCGUCCUCUACGUCAGGGCUCUCUCUAUGAUGAGACACCUAUUAUCGAAACAGUCCAGCCCACCGACUACCGGCCAACAGUACAUGAGAUAUUUGGUCUAACGCCAUCAACAAGUCUUUCGUCCUGCUCUUCCUCUUCAUCCCCGACUUUUCGCGAGCGCUCACUCAGCUCCAGUGGCAGCAACAAGUCUCGCUCGGUACGCUCUCAUUGGCCGUUCUCUUCCAGAAACAACGACUGAUUUCUCUUCUCUUUUUUACACAGAAAAACCAAAACUCUCUUCUAGUCUAAAAUGUUUGGUUUGUUUCAGUGUGUUUUGUUAUCCGAGUAAUUAUAAAAGAAUGAAGAAGGUUUAAAUUAUUUAAAACUCAGUGUACGUUUUAAAAUUGAAUACUUUAAAAACUAAAUUUCCUGUUUUCUCGAUGGAACUACAGACUGUUGUGUUUAGCGUGUUGUAUUGUGUUAAAAUAUUCAUGUUUAUUUAGAUAUAGAGAUUUUGAGAAAUUUAUAACUUUGUUGAUUUAGUUCUCUACCGUAAGAUUUUUACUGUCAUGACAUUAUAAAAAUUAGAACGUUACUCCCUAUGUCAUCUGUCUGAAAGUUUUCUAGUGAAACUAUCAUAUUGUUAGUAUCUUGUAUGCUUUAAAGUACAAACUAGACUGAACCUAAUGUGUCACCUUCUGAUUGUGCUUUAGAUUUUAUGUUUUGUUACUUUUAUAUAUUGAAGAAGAGUGCAAUUAUUUAAAGUUUGUUAUUUAACUUAUUUGUAUAUUUUGUCCAUUUGCUCAAAGUGUGAUGUCAAAAUUAAAAAGAAAAAUGUAUAUAUAGCAAUUUUGAAUAACAGGAACUUUUUGAAUCACUGAAAUUAAUUAUUUAUCAAUUCAAUAAUACACCAGGUAGAGUGUUCUCAGUUACAGGUUAAUAGUUGUCAGUUUCCUUGUCAUGGUCAACUGUAUGGUGUUUUUGUAACAUAAUACAAGAAAUUUGUAUGUUAAAAAUAACUUGACCCUUUUCUUGGCAGUUUUCUUAUUGUUAUUGGUUUCUUUAGUUUAACACUAUAGUUAUUAUAAUUGUAAUCAAGUGAUUAUUUAUAAAAUAAAUCUUGCAUUGUAAUGAACAAAUAUAAAAACAAGUCUAACAUUUUAAGUAGGGUACUGUAUGCCUGUUGUCAAUUAAAUGUUGAGUCUACUAUUUUUGGAAUCAUAAUUAAUUGAUUUUUUGCUCUAAUGAAGAAGAAACUGAUAGUGUAAGAAGCAAUAAUCAUUUGGUAUAAUGUUGUUUCUUUACGUGAAAAUCCAUAAUGUAUGUUAAUUAACUGGUUGUAUUUAGAAUUAUUGUAUUCUUUUGAUGGAUUACUCUGUUUUCUAUUUAUCUAUUUUUAGUGUUAUCAUUGCCUCUUCUCAGUAUUAAACACACCCUCCCUCUAUAUUAUUGAAUUAUAAAUUCAUAUUCAUAAAAUGUGUUUGCUAAUUACAUAUUAACAAACGUU
This is a messenger RNA of Macrosteles quadrilineatus (aster leafhopper), 3002 nucleotides long. RefSeq names its product rhotekin-like. NCBI's taxonomy places the organism in Eukaryota, Metazoa, Arthropoda, Insecta, Hemiptera, Cicadellidae. Gene Ontology annotation, biological process: actomyosin contractile ring assembly; septin ring organization; mitotic cytokinesis. The record is from RefSeq and is a predicted model, not a curated record. Bases 279 to 1754 code for a protein of 491 amino acids. The transcript is spliced from 9 exons. Gene Ontology annotation, cellular component: actomyosin contractile ring.